This is a messenger RNA of Alosa sapidissima (American shad), 3131 nucleotides long. RefSeq names its product peptidyl-prolyl cis-trans isomerase C (gene ppic). Gene Ontology annotation, biological process: protein peptidyl-prolyl isomerization; protein folding. NCBI's taxonomy places the organism in Eukaryota, Metazoa, Chordata, Actinopteri, Clupeiformes, Clupeidae. Gene Ontology annotation, cellular component: intracellular membrane-bounded organelle. Bases 11 to 643 code for a protein of 210 amino acids. Gene Ontology annotation, molecular function: peptidyl-prolyl cis-trans isomerase activity. The record is from RefSeq and is a predicted model, not a curated record. The transcript is spliced from 5 exons.
UGCAGACGCAAUGUGCGAAAUGGAGCGCCGGAUAUUACCAUUUAUGUUUUUAUUCAUGACGGCAUUGGUGGGACAUGCCAUCGGUUCGAAAUCCAGAGCUGGGCCCAAGGUAACAGACAAGGUCUUUUUUGACAUCACAGUUGGAGGACAUGAGGUUGGCAGGAUUGUGAUUGGUUUAUUUGGCGAGGUUGUACCACAGACAGUGGAUAAUUUUGUCGCUUUGGCUACAGGAGAGAAAGGAUACGGCUACAAAGGGAGCAAGUUUCACAGAGUCAUUAAAGACUUCUUGAUUCAAGGAGGCGACUUCACCAAUGGAGAUGGAACUGGAGGUAGGAGCACCUAUGGCGGCACGUUUCCUGAUGAGAACUUCAAGCUGAAGCACCUGGGUUCUGGCUGGGUCAGCAUGGCCAAUGCAGGGCCCGACACCAACGGCUCCCAGUUCUUCAUCACCUCGGCCCGUGCACCGUGGCUGGAUGGGAAGCACGUGGUCUUUGGGAAGGUGCUGGAGGGCAUGCCUGUGGUACACACCAUAGAACUCCAGGACACAAACGAUCGGAACCUCCCCUAUACUGAGUGUGUGAUUGUGAACAGUGGGAAGAUUGAAGUCAAAGAGCCUUUUGUGGUUGAGGUAGAAGGUUGGUAACCCUGAGGUUUCAUCUGAGCUCUUCUGCACAAUACAUAUUUGAUGAGACAAUGUGUUUAUGUUUGAAUUAUUUACAAAUAUGAGCUGUGAAAUGAACUGGUCUAGUCAGUCCAAUUUUUUAGAUCAUCUUGUCAGAUGUAAAUAAUAGUCUAAUAUUUCUGUUGUUGUCUUUGUUGCUGUUGUUCUUAUCAUUUUUCUCAUAAUUUACAUUUUAUAGGACUUAUUUAAAGGUGAUCUAAGCGAUAUUACGCAGUUUCUAAGCUAAAACAUUUUUUGUCACAUACAGCAAACAUCACCUCACCAUCCGCUAGCGGCCUGUCCCCUGAAUACACUGUAAAAAACUCAGCCCAGGCUCCAAAAAUGGCAACAAAACAGCCUGGUGCAGCCUGGACUAUGAAACAUAAACUGUUUCAGCCAAUCACCGACACGCGUGCGAGAUGCACGUUCAGGAGAGUUUCAGUUGCACAGGAGGGAGGGGGAGGGAGAGGCAAGCUAUGUUAUCCAAUAUCACUUAGAGCACCUUUAAGAUGUCAUAAAUUGUCAGUAAAUGAUGUCAAAUGUCAGACUAAAUGACUAACUAUUACAUCUAUAUACUGUAGUAACAUAAUCACCAGUAGUAAUACUAUUAGUAACAAGGACCUCAGCUGAAAACGGAUGCUGUCAAUGCAAAUCCCAUAGCAUAUUGCACAUUAUUUGGCUCGGUCCUGUUCUGUAGCAUACUGACCUUGGGGAGGUGAGUGGAGAAUUAUUGUUUACAUGAGAAGUAUGAUUAAUACUGAAAGCAAAUGUAGGGGAAUAGUCUUCUGACAGAAGACAAAUAUCAUGGCAAGGUGUACACAGGGCCUAAUAAACUGCAUGUGGGCAGUUGAUUUGCUCAUUCUGAGUGAAGUCAUCAUGGCAUGAUGGAAGUCUUCCUUUAACUGGAAUCUUAAUGAAAACAAACAAGCUAGAAGAGCAAUCUGUGCAGAUCACCAGCACACCGUUGAUGUAUGAGACAGUACAGAUGUACUUCAUGUAUACUGUAUUUAGGCUUGAAUAGACAUGUUGCUCUGUGGACAACUUCCAUGUGGAUGGUGAAACAUGAUGUCUAUAGCAGUCAUGAGCCUGAUGCACGUGAUGCUCUCUUUUCCUCUUUAGUUAUUAUUUCCAAACGGAUGUCAGUGCCAAACGCAGAUGAGCAGCUGCAACAUUUCUUCAGCACUUUAUAAUUCUCAAAAAAAAAACUAAAAUCCUAAAAGAAAUCCUUAACUUUUGCACAUUUAAAGUAGCUAAUUAAAGCAAAAUGUAGUACGAUCUUCAGGGGUGUGGGAAGUGUGUAGCCACUCCAUAGCCAGGGCUAUGUCUGUAGCUGGAUCAAUUUUAUUAUCUUAGUUGCUCUGUUACUUGAAAUGUUAUGUAUCACCUUAAAAGCUCAUCUUUAGAGUUAAAAAGCAAGUAAGAUGUUUUUGUCUAAACCUAACAAGCUAACCAACUAACAGCCAAGAGUCUUGCCUUUAAAACACCUGCAACAGCACAGCUGUUACUAACUGAUGUCUUCCCGUGAUACAUGAUGAGAAUGCUGUAACAGUUGUACCUGUAUUUCUGCAGUGUUUUUGUACCCUACCUGCAUAUUGUGACUUCAAAUGAUGCAGAUUUAAAACAUGUCCAUGGCACUGAUUAUAUUAGAUCAGAUAGCAACUUCAAAAGUAUGCAGUGCUGCAGUUCUAAAUGUAGGUGUAGAUUCUUGAUAAAGACAGUCACUUAGAACUUUUGUCAUGCACCAACUCUACUGCCUAUGCAAAAGCUGAGCUCCUGACUGGUCAAAACACAUAUUGUACUUGAAAUCUUGGCACUCACACAGUGGUGUUUAAUGUGGGCUAGACACGGAUUCAUUGCCAAUUUAAAUGUGUGAGCUUGAUAUUUUUAAUGACACCUCACAUUGUAAUUAUUAAGUAUAUUUUCUUGCAUUCAUGUAUGCAGUCUGAAUAAUGUCCAUUGUUAGAUGUUGUUUACUCAGCUGGUAAUCUGAAGAAUAUUCAAUAAUCUUGCGGUUUUGUCUUUUGGGCUUUAGUUGGCAAUAUGUCCACAAGCAAAACAGUCUUUAGUCAUUGAGGAGCAUGGGUCUGUUAGAGUCAAGCGUUUCCACACCUUCUUUGAGUUAUAAUCAAUAUUAAUAAUAUCAGUGUACAAUAUCAGUGUUCUGAGAUGGUGUCAUAUCAAGUCAUAUCAAGUUUUUCCAAAAUAAUUGUUAAAUCACCAGUAGAGAUGAGCAAUAGGUCACAUUAAUGUGCAACAAAUGUCACAUUGUCACAAUGACACAUAAUUUAUUGUUAUACAUGUUUAUUGUUUAUUUAUGUUUUUCAGCAAUAAUACGUGUUUGGUCUGUUUAUUGUAUGUGCUGUAAUUUCCUUUGUGUUUUUUUCAUGUCACUGAAUGAAACAUUGAAACACAGUGGACAAAUGUUAUUCAUGUUUACUUUUUAUUAAAGAGUUUUUAUUUCAUAACAAGA